AUGGCUUCCAGCAGUGACUCCAGCAAUGAAAGCACGCCCCUCCUGCACCCACGGCGCUCACCACAUCCCCAACACGCCCAAGACGAAGAAGCACAUUCAAUCCUCUCCUCCACCCUCACAAAAGACGAACAACAUCUCUCUGGCAGCACAAUCGGUGAACGUCUUCGCUACAACGACUACACUACCAUCGACUGGCUGCACGACUUGGUCAAGGAUUCCUACCGCUUCCGUGCCAUUCAGGCCCGGCGUGGCAUCCGCUUUACACUCGUCGCCCUCUUCGACGCAUGUUCGGGCUGGCUUGCGGUUGUGCUGAUUGGUGCGUUGACGGCGUGCGUAGCGUUUGUAGUGGAUGUGGCAGUUGCGACGGUGUCGGAUUGGAAGGGUGGGUAUUGUAUUGGACAUCCGUUGCGCAAUCGUGAAGCGUGUUGUGCGCAUGAGGUCGAGCCUUUUGCGUGGUGGAGAAGGGGUGGGCGUAUAGAUGGGGUAUUGGGGCGAGGUGUGGAUGGUGGUGAGAUGGGGCAGUGGAAGUGUAGAGGGUGGCGUGUCUGGACGGAGGAUCCUAAGGCGAGUUUUGCGAUUUAUGUGGCUAUGGCGUUGGUGUUUGGUAUUGUGAGUUCGAGCGUGACUAUGUUGACGAGGAGUGUAAUGCCCUCUGUUGGAUCGGGAUCGGGGGGCUCUUCUGCGUCGAUGAAGAAGUUGAACGGGCAGACCAGCCAUGAGAUCAACCGUGGGGGAAAGGCCAUGUACAUGGCCGCCGGCUCCGGCAUCCCCGAAAUCAAGACUAUCCUUUCUGGCUUUACAAUCCCCUCCUUCCUCUCCCUCCCCGUCCUUCUCAUCAAAGCCUUUGGCGCAAUAUUUGCCGUCAGCACUGGCAUGUGUCUCGGCAAAGAAGGUCCCUUCGUCCACAUCUCCACCUGCGUCGGCUACCUCGUCGGCUCACUGUUCCCCAAAUACCGCAACAACGGCCGCAAAAUGCGUGAGCUGCUCAGCGCUGCAUGUUCGAGCGGUCUAUCCGUAGCCUUUGGCGCCCCGAUUGGCGGUGUCCUCUUCAGUUAUGAGGAGAUCAGUACCUAUUUCCCGCGUAAAGUGCUGUGGAGGGCGUUUUUGUGCAGUUUGGUGGCAGCCAUGGUGCUAAAGGAGUUGAAUCCCAUGGGCACGGGGAAAUUGGUGCUCUUUGAAACAAACUACGGAACCGAGUAUAGUGCUGUGCACUAUUUGGUGUUUGUUCUUCUCGGAGUCGCGGGAGGUGUGUUUGGGGGACUGUUUUGCAAGUUGAACUUUUUGUGGUCAAAGUGGUUUCGCUCGUUUGAGGUUAUCAAGCGGAAUCCAGUUCUCGAGGUGGCACUGGUGGUGCUUUCGACGGCACUUGUUCAGUUUCCGAAUCCAUUGACACGGGAGCCAGGGGAUGUCAUUAUCAAGAACUUGCUAGUGGAUUGCGAUGGUAUUUCGCAGGAGUCGUGGGUCUGUCGAAAGGAGGGAUCCACAGUGACAAAUUGGCCUUACACUGGAUGGCUCAUCUAUGGCACUUUGGCCAAACUUGUCCUGACCAUUAUCACGUUUGGUAUAAAGGUACCUUCUGGUGUCAUUAUCCCCGCUCUUGACGCCGGCGCCUUCUUCGGUCGUUUGAUAGGUCAACUGAUUCCUUCUAUUAGCCCGGGCAUCUUCGCCAUGGUCGGCGCUGCAGCUUUCCUCGCAGGUGUGUCGCGUAUGACCAUAUCGCUCGCAGUCAUCAUGUUCGAACUCACCGGCCAACUCUCCUACGUGGUCCCGCAUAUGCUCGCCAUCCUGGUUGCAAAGUGGGUCGCCGAUGCCAUUUCAUCAGAAGGAGUUUACGACCUCGCGCAGAACGUUCUGGGUCAUCCUUUUCUCGAUCCCGACGUGGCGAUUGAGAUUGUGAGAAAGAGGAAAAUGUCUGUUGAUGUGCUCAUCCCGCCGAAGCGAACAAUGGAGGAAAUCACUGUACAUGUUCCCGAGACGGGCACGGUUCCGUACGCUUUGAUGAAGGAGAAAUUGGGGUAUCUAAGGAACAGAGGCUUGAUGGAUGCUGGUCUCGUCCUCGUGCAGAGUCAUGGCUCAUCUGGCAUCCCCAUCUUGCAAGGCUACAUUUCGCAAUCCGAGCUCGACUUUGGUCUCACCAAACUUGUCCCUAGCGCCAUUCCCAGCGAACCGUAUUUCCAGGUCCGCCUUCUGAGCCAUGAGACACAUAACCUGGCAUCGCCCGAAGGUGUAGAACUCGACCUCACGCCCUUUGUAGACAGGACGCCGCUAAGUAUAUGCGCGAAGGCGCCGUUGGAAUACGCGGUGGAGAUGUUUUCAAAGCUAGGAUUGCGGUAUUUGUGUGUUACAGAGGAGGGGACGGGAGCUUUAGUGGGUGUUAUUAUCAAAAAGAGACUGGUUGGAUUUCUCGAGCAAUUGAAGGAGGGAAUGAGUGAGGGUUGA
This is a messenger RNA of Plenodomus lingam JN3, 2439 nucleotides long. Lineage: Eukaryota; Fungi; Ascomycota; Dothideomycetes; Pleosporales; Leptosphaeriaceae. The record is from RefSeq and is a predicted model, not a curated record.